Chroicocephalus ridibundus (black-headed gull) is the source of this 5305-nucleotide messenger RNA. RefSeq names its product terminal nucleotidyltransferase 5B (gene TENT5B). Gene Ontology annotation, biological process: mRNA stabilization. Lineage: Eukaryota; Metazoa; Chordata; Aves; Charadriiformes; Laridae. Gene Ontology annotation, molecular function: RNA binding; poly(A) RNA polymerase activity. Bases 201 to 1403 code for a protein of 400 amino acids. The record is from RefSeq and is a predicted model, not a curated record. The transcript is spliced from 2 exons.
CCCGGCCCGGCCCGGUUCGUCGCAGCGUCCCCUCGGGCCCCGACCGCGCCUCCCCGCCUCCGCCCCGCCGUAGCCCUCCUCUCGCAAACGGCUUUUUUUUUUUUUUUUAAAUUUUUUUCCCUCAAAUCCCGGGGCACUUCCGGCUGGUUUCCGGGCUGUUUCCGGGUGACUCGGGCUUCUCUUCCGGUGGCGUUUCGGCGAUGCUGGCGGCGGCGGCGGCGGGGGGGCCCGCUGCGGGCGCCUCGGAGCAAGGCGGAGGCCGCUUCAGCGUCCUGUCGUGGGAGCAGCUGCAGCGGCUGGACCAGAUCCUGGGGGAGGCCGUGCCCAUCCACGGCCGCGGGAACUUCCCCACGCUCUCGGUGCGGCCUCGCACCAUCGUCCAGGUUGUCCGUAGUCGCCUGGAGAAGAAAGGAAUCACAGUCCAUAAUGUAAGGUUGAACGGCUCGGCAGCUAGUCACGUUCUGCAUCAAGACAGUGGUUUGGGUUACAAAGACCUAGAUCUCAUCUUCGGUGUGGAUCUGAAGAGCGAAGAUGUCUUCCAGCUUGUUAAAGAUGUGGUCAUGGACUGCCUUCUUGACUUCCUCCCGGAAGGUGUCAACAAAGACAAGAUCACCCCCAUGACUCUGAAGGAAGCAUAUGUGCAGAAGCUUGUGAAGGUGUGCAACGAAACUGACCGCUGGAGCCUCAUAUCGCUCUCCAACAACAGCGGGAAGAACGUGGAACUCAAAUUCGUGGACUCUCUCAGACGGCAGUUCGAGUUCAGCGUGGACUCCUUCCAAAUCAUCCUGGAUUCGCUUCUGCUGUUUGGGGAGUGUUCAGAGAACCCCAUGGCUGAGAACUUCCACCCCACGGUCACUGGGGAGAGCAUGUACGGGGACUUUGAGGAGGCAAUGGACCAUCUGCGGAACAGGGUCAUCGCCACGAGGAACCCGGAGGAGAUCAGAGGUGGGGGGCUUCUGAAAUACUGCAACCUCUUGGUGAGGGGUUUUAAGCCCAAAUCGGAAGUGGAUAUGAAGGCACUACAGAGGUACAUGUGCUCCAGGUUUUUCAUAGACUUCUCUGACAUCGGUGAGCAGCAGAGGAAGCUGGAGUGCUACCUCCAGAGCCACUUUGUUGGCAUGGAGAGCAAAAGAUAUGACUAUUUGAUGACCCUCCACAGGGUGGUCAAUGAGAGCACAGUCUGCCUUAUGGGACACGAAAGGAGGCAGACCCUGAACCUCAUUGCCAUGCUGGCCGUGAGAGUCCUGGCUGAGCAGAACAUCAUCCCCACGGUCACAAACGUUACCUGCUACUACCAGCCAGCUCCCUACGUCAGUGAAAUAAACUUCAACUACUAUGUCACCCACGUGCAGCCCUUCCUGCCUUGCAAUCAGUCCUACCCAACGUGGCUUCCCUGUAACUGAGCCAGGACGAACUUCAGGGUCUGUCUGUCCUCCAAGGUAUUUCCUUGCCGUGGGGAGGGGGCAAAAAAAAAAAAAACCAACAAACAAAAAACAAACCACAAAACAACAAAAACAAACAAACCUUCUUAGAACUGCGACAAAAGGAAACUUCCUGGACUUUUUCUUGAGUGUCUCGUUCCUGGGGUUGUCGGAACGAGGCCUGUCUGCCGUACACUGUGAUGGGAAGUGCAGUGUUACGGAAAGUAGCUGACGUUGGACGUUUACAGGAAGACUCGAUCGCUUAUUGAAUUCUGGAGGCAAUGGGGGAGGGUGGGGGUUGUGUGAGGGGAGACUGUAGAAUUACGCUAAGGUAGAGCUGCACUGCCCUGAAACGGAUCUGAAUUGGUUUUGGUUGUCUUUUUUUUUUUUUUUCUUAGUGCGGGAGGUGUUAUGGGUGUGCAGACUUGUGGUUUCUGAAGAUAGAAGCCCGAGUGGCUAAUUCCUUUGAAGGACCAAAGAAUCCUGUUUAAGUGCCUGUAACAAUAUAAACACAACUGUACUGUAAACCUUAUUAUUUUUUCGCAGGGGCUGACAUCCCAAGAGCUUGAGUGGGGAUGUCCCACGAAGAACAUGUUUCUGUUGGGGGUGGGAGGGUCGUUAAGAUCAUUUCUAGUAGCCUCGCUGAAGCAAGAAUGGGAUCGCAGGUUACAUGUCGCUGAGGUUUUUUGGCAUGGCUUGCUGCCUGUGAAGGACCAGCUGUAGCAAAUAGCUGUCAAAGCGGAGUUGCAUAAACAGGGGUGGGCUUGGAAUGACUUUUUUUUUUUUGUGUAAAUGCCUAAAACUGGGGACAGCAGUGGGGGUGGGGGGGGUGGGGAGUGCAUGGUGGAAAAUGCUGUGCGGAGCUUUGUGGAGAAAAGGCAGCAGGGACCUACGUAUGAAUUUACUCAAGCUCCCGAGUCUGCAGUGCCAAAAUGUAAUCGUGUACGUAAACCACGAGGCAGACGAUCUGUCCAGGAGCCUGCCCCAGGCUACCGUACCUAAUCAUGUAUUUUCUAGGGGAAUUUGAAAUGCUGCUUAUUUUGUUUGGGUGGUUGUUGGUUUUUGGUGGUUUUUUUUUUUGGCAUGCAAGUGUGGUUUUAAUGCAUAAAGCCAGAGGCCGGCUGGGUUUAUCUGGGACGAUGAGGCUUGUCCUUUGAAGCACAAACCAACUAGUUAACUAGUCAGUUAUCCCCAGCUGUUGCUGUGAUGGGGGCUGGAGCCCGUGUCCUUCUAGGAGCUAGGCAGACCUCUUCCAGACUCGGGCUGGAGAUCUUCCCUCUGCCCUCAGGCAGGUCCUAUCUUCAAAAGCAGCUUAUUUCCAGUUACGUGAUUCCACACGCGAGCCACUGAUAGCAUUUGAAAUUCAUUCUCUAGCUAGAAAUGGAGCUUGGGGAGGGGGCAGAAGGUUGUGCAGAAGUCAGUUGGCCUUAGGAGGGAGGAGACGCGGGGGGAAAAAGUAUGUCUUCUCCGAACAAACCCUUUUGUGUCUUGGGAGUUUGACGCUCUCUUAGUCAAAUGUUUGGCUUUGAAGUUGUCGGGUGUCUAGAGCACAAACAGUCUUUCACUGAGGUGCCUGGAUUGCCGUGCCCGUUCUCAUGAAACAUCAUCUCAGACUUAACUAUGCACGGAUGGAGAGGUGGGCGAGCAAGCAGGCGCUCCCUAGAGAUGCUGCUCUGGGAACACCGUGGCUUCAUGGUGCUUCCUCCGAGGCUGACAUACUUGAGUCUCUUUACUAACUUUUUUUUGUGGGGUUUGUUUUUUUUUUUUUGUGACGAAACUGUAAUAGCUGGGCAGACUGAACACUCUUAAUAAAGACUAGAACCUUGGAACGUGUAUAGCCAGAUUGCUACCUUUUUUGGGGUAGGGGCGAUGUGGGGUGGGGAGGGGGAAGCAGUCUGGGGGCUCUUGCACUUAACAUGAACUAACCAAUUUGAAACUGGUCCAGCUUCGCUUCCUAUCCAGUCAGAGCUGAAGAAAUGUCACUAACGAUGUAGUUAUUACAGGUUUAACUGCCUUCCUGUAGAACAGCUUUGCCUUCAGGGCCAGGGCUGGUGUGUAGACUCUGCCCCAGCCCGGUAACUCCCUGCUGCCCAGAGCCUGAUCCCUGUGGUGCGAGUUUGAGACUUUUUUUUUUUCCCCAGUGCAAGGUAAAAAAUUGGUGUAAGGGCUGCUUUUGAGAUCCUAAGCAUGCCGCCUUCACGGCUUCAAAGGAGGAUAUUUGUUCGCUUGUGGUUUUUUUCUCGCGUUUUAAACUUCAGAUGAACGUAGAUGACAUGUAGCGUGCUUUUUUUUUUUUUACGGGCUGCUUCCCCUCUGCCCACAGACACAUAGACGCACUAAACUGAGAUUCCCUCCUUCCCGUUUAAGAUGUCAAAAAGAUUCCCUACGGCCAACAGCUCGACAGGGCAACUUCCGUUGAGAUUGCACUUUUGAUUUACGGAGUGUGUGUGGUGGGACUCUUGCGAAUGGGUUGAAUCUGAAUUAUAUUUUUUUUUUCUAGACCUUGCAGUGAUACUGUGCUGCCUCCUGUGAGGGGGGGGCAAUUGGAAGAUUCCAGUAGCUUGAAUGGCACUUGAUUUUGUUUUAAAUGUUGUUUUUUCCUACACCUGUAUCACUUGUCAUGCGAUGGGCUUGACAUAGACUCACUAGAUUCUUUAGAAUCUGUUACAAAUAAAUACAGUGUAUUCAAAUUUGUUGGAUUUUUUUUAUUAUUUAUUAUUAUUUGCUUGUCCAUCCGAGUAGCGUGCUGUUGAGGUGGCUGACCCUGCUCCCACCAAGAACCAGUCUCUGAACCAACUGGUUGCGUGGAGAGGAGCGAGCUGGGAUGCUGGUUCUGGACCUGGCCUGAUGCUCCUCGUACGUCGAGCUGCUCCGUCCCUCAAACCGAAGCAGCUGUGGGAGCCUGGGAAGCGUGUAGCUGUUGGCAGGUCAUUCCGGCGGCCCAGGGAGGUUUCUAUUAAUAACACUGUUCUUUAGUGUUGGGCACCUUCCCUUUUCCUGGUGCCUCCUCAAGUUGCUGGUGGGGGAGGGUGGCCCGCCAGUGGCAGCGGUGACCUGAGGUCCCUUGUCUUGGGGGACGGUACGGGGGGACUCUCGCUGCUGGCUUUCCACGACUUCGUUCUUGUCUGCUGAUGGUCCUGAACAGCCAAAGGUUGCUUGCGUAACUAAGACUUGCUUAUUUUGUGUCGCUGACCCACCCGCAGAGUGGUUCCUCUUGCAAAGGGGAGGGCAAGAGGCUCUGAAAGGUUUACCUCCCCCCAAAAAAAAGCUUGAAUGUGCUGGUGUUUAGGCCGGAUUUCCCACGCUGUGGCUAGAAGCUGGCUGUCGGUAGCUGGGUGCAGGCUCCUCCAGCCCUGGCUGCCCUCCAGCCUAAGAUGAAGUUUCGUUUCCCCUUGUCAAGCUGCAGGCAGUUCUGGUUCCACUGCAGCCAUCGAGCCCGUGACGCGCCGGUCCCUCUUUGGGACAAACUUGCUGGCUCCGCAUCUCUGAAUUGUUACAGUCCGGAGCCAAAUUUCCCUCUGACAGCAGGUGUGGGUGGUUCUUGCUGGGCUGGCACCGCAUAAGGCUGUCCCUAUCACCCGCGCGAGUAGGACUCUGCUCUUGCCGAGCCCGUUUCUCUCUAAACCUGUUGGCGGGGCCGUGGGACGCAGCCCAGCACCCGGCUCCUGCCUUUCCCCGAGCGUCUUGUCUAUGGGAGUGGUUCUAAAAUAUCUGCUUAGUUUGUCAGCCGUCUCCUCCGUGCCAGCGGUGGGUCCGGCCGGUGGCUGUUGAUGCUCUGGUGAAUAAGCUGCCUCUGGAUUUGUGACCCUGGAAGCAGAGCGGCAAAAGCCCUGACAGAGUCGGCUUGUCAUUGUUGGAGCGGAUCAGACUGUACAAAGGGAUGC